UGUACAACUGUCAUAUUUAAUGCAGCGAAUUAAAAAAUAAAUUUACAUUUUGCGGAUAUUAACAAUUGCUUUAUAAAGUAACUUUACAGUAAAUAUUGCUUUAUUUAUUGUUCGAUGUAUAGAUAACAAUAUAUGUUUACAAUGUCGUCUUUUGAAACGUUACGGAAAGACUAUAGUAAAUACGUACAGCAGUGUUUAAAGACAUCGGAUAUAGCUACUUUUCAAAAACAAUGUACAGAACAGUGUGCUAAUGAUAAGGACAGAAAACCAGCGAUCGACCAAGCUUUAAGAGAUACUUUAGUCACUAUAUUAUCGAAUAAUGCCAAUAAUAAUACUCAAGCUUUGGAAACAUAUAUUAAAUUUUGUAUAGAGCUCUGUAGAAAAGAUUUAGCAACAACGAGUAUACCUGUUAUGCUACUAAGUGACAUGUUUGAUGCAAUGACUUUAGAUCAUUGCGAAGAACUAUUUACAUAUGUGGAAAAUAAUGUUGCUAUUUGGAAAGAAGAUUUAUUUUUUGGUGCUUGUAAAAAUAAUUUACUAAGAAUGUGUAAUGAUCUUCUUAGGAGACUUUCUAGAUCUCAACAAACAGUAUUUUGUGGAAGAAUUUUGCUAUUUUUGGCAAAGUUUUUUCCAUUUUCAGAAAGAUCUGGACUUAAUAUUGUUAGUGAGUUUAAUUUAGAGAAUGUCACCGAAUUUGGAACGGAAAAGUCAGAAGAAGAAGUAGCACAACAAAUGGAAACUGAUGAAGAAAAAGUUGAUAUUAAAAUAUCGAUAGACUAUAAUUUGUAUAGGAAAUUUUGGGCCCUACAAGAUUUCUUCCGAAAUCCAAAUCAGUGCUAUAAUAAAAUGCAUUGGAAAAUUUUUUCUACUCAUGCCACAAAUGUAUUAUCAGCAUUUGCUUCAUUUAAACUAGAAGAUCAAAAAGAUUGUAUAAUAGAUCAUUCGAAACUUGAAUUAUCAAUGGAAGGCCUUUGUAAAGAAUCGCAUUACUUUGCAAAAUAUUUGACAAAUGAAAAAUUAUUAGAACUACAAUUGUCUGACUCAAAUUUUAGACGAUACGUUUUGUUACAGUUUUUAAUAUUAUUUCAGUAUUUAAACAGUACGGUAAAAUUUAAAUCAGAAACACAUGAAUUGAAAACAGACCAAGUCGAAUGGGUUACUGCAACUACGGAACAAGUUUAUACUCUACUCACUGAAACUCCACCAGAUGGAUCUGUUUUUGCAGAAUCUGUGAAACAUAUUUUAAAACGUGAAGAAUUUUGGAAUGCUUGGAAAAAUGAAGGCUGUCCAGCUUUUAAAAAACCAGCUGUAGAGCCAAUUUCAGAAACAAAUGAAACAAGAAAACCUAAAAGAUUAAAACGACGCAUCGGUGAUAUGAUACGUGAUGCACAAGUAGUCGGAAAAUAUUACAUGGGGAACCCAGAAUUAACGAAAUUAUGGAACUUGUGCCCAAAUAAUCUUGAAGCUUGUAAAUCCAAAGAUCGAGACUUUUUACCAUCUUUAGAAAUUUAUUUUGAGGAAGCAAUCGAACAGUUAGAUCCAGUGGCAGGAAUUGAAGAAGAGUACAAAAAAGUUAACGAUGGUAAUUUUGGUUGGAGAGCACUAAGACUAUUAGCUAAAAGGAGUCCACACUUUUUUGUACAUGGAAAUUACCCCAUUAAUAAGCUACCUGAAUAUCUUGAAAUAAUGAUUAAAAAAAUAGCUAAAGAUAGACCACAAACUCAAAUGGAUAUGAAGCAAGAAGCAGGAGAAACACCGCCACCUGAACAAAUUGAUCAAGAUUUUAGUGAAGAAACUUUGAAACAAGAUUCCGAAACUAUAGAAAGUAAACCUAAAAUAAGUCGAGAAUUAGUGGAAAAAUUAGCAGAAGUUUUGAAGAAAAAUUGGGAAAAAUUAGCUGUUAAAUUAGGAUACACAGAUGAUGAGAUAUUUUUCUUUGCUAAGAAACAAACACCAUAUGAACAAUGCCAAGAAAUGUUAAUUAUAUGGACUGAAGAAGAUCCUGAUGCAUCCAUUGAAAACUUAAAAUCUAUUUUACACAACUUAAAUUAUACAGAAGCAUUAGAAGUAUUAAACACUAAUACUUUGUAAAUUAAUAGACUUUAUAACUUUUGUAAUUAAAUAAAUAUAAAAAACA
Messenger RNA from Ceratosolen solmsi marchali, 2137 nucleotides. It is a transcript of the gene Hpr1, whose product is annotated as THO complex 1-like protein Hpr1. Gene Ontology annotation, cellular component: THO complex part of transcription export complex. Lineage: Eukaryota; Metazoa; Arthropoda; Insecta; Hymenoptera; Agaonidae. Gene Ontology annotation, molecular function: protein binding. The transcript is spliced from 8 exons. Gene Ontology annotation, biological process: signal transduction; mRNA export from nucleus. The record is from RefSeq and is a predicted model, not a curated record. The coding region runs from base 133 to 2091 and encodes 652 amino acids.